Molecule: messenger RNA, 4396 nt
Organism: Xiphias gladius (swordfish)
Lineage: Eukaryota; Metazoa; Chordata; Actinopteri; Istiophoriformes; Xiphiidae
Product: hexokinase HKDC1-like
Exons: 21
Coding region: 171-3002 (943 amino acids)
Biological process (GO): intracellular glucose homeostasis; glucose 6-phosphate metabolic process; glycolytic process
Cellular component (GO): mitochondrion; cytosol
Molecular function (GO): fructokinase activity; mannokinase activity; glucokinase activity
Source: RefSeq, a predicted model, not a curated record
ACAAGAUACAAUUAUUAGAGAAAAAGCGGGGGAAAAAGAGUAUCUACAUCUUAAUAUGUGUACACGCUGAACGCAUUUUUCAUACUUUCAUUAAAGCGCAUGCACUUGCAUCUUGCACCGACCUAUGAGCACAAAAGGACGUCUCAUGGUGGUGUGCGUUGUACAUCAAGAUGUUUGCUGUUCAUCUUAUUUCCUUCUACUUCUCCAAACUCCACGAGGACCCCACAAAGAAGGUGGACAGGUUUCUGUACGCAAUGUGUCUCCAUGACGACCAGCUACGAGACAUCUCGGCUCGUUUCAAGGCUGAAAUGAAGAAGGGGCUUUCAGCAGAAAGCAAUGCUGUUGCAGCAGUGAAGAUGCUGCCGACACAUGUCCGCUCCACUCCUGAUGGAUCAGAGAAAGGACAGUUUCUGGCAUUGGAUCUUGGAGGCUCCAAGUUUAAGGUGCUCCAAGUUAAAGUGAGAGAGGGAAUGGGGAUUAGGAAGGGAGGAGUGGAGAUAGAGGAGAAGACUUUCACGAUACCGGAGGAGCUACGCAUGGGGAGAGCAGUGGAGUUAUUCGACCAUGUGUCAGAGUCUCUAAAGGACGUCCUGGUUGAGAAGAACAUCAGUUUGGAGAAGAAACAUCCUCUGGCCUUCACUUUUUCUUUCCCCUGUGAACAGUCCACCCUGGAUCAGGGAUUAUUGUUAAGCUGGAGUAAGAACUACCGGGCUCGAGGCCUCCAGGGGAAGGAUGUGGUCCAGGCCCUCAGAGAUGCUAUUGACAGAACUGGGGGAAUGGAUAUAGAGGUGUUAGCUAUGGUUAAUGACACUGUAGCGACCAUGAUGACCUGUGGUUUUGAUGACAAGUACUGUGAAGUGGGACUCAUCAUUGGCACAGGCACCAAUGCGUGCUACAUGGAGGAGCUUCGUCACGUUGACCUGGUGGAGGGAGACGAGGGCAGGAUGUGUGUGAACACUGAGUGGGGAGCCUUCGGAGAUGAUGGGGCUCUGAAGGAUUACAUCACUGAGUUUGACAGGGAUAUCGAUGCAGCCUCCAUCAACCCUGGGAAACAAAUCUUUGAGAAGAUGGUCAGUGGGAUGUAUCUGGGUGAGUUGGUGAGGCUGGUUGUGUUAAAGAUGACUAAAAUGGGACAGCUGUUUGACGGACGUGUGUCUGACGCCCUGAGGACCAAAGGAAAAAUAACUACUGCACAUGUGGCAGCAAUGGAGGAGUACAAAAAUGGCCUGAAGAACACCAGAGACAUUCUCACAGGCCUUGACCUGAACCCUUCACAUGAUGACUGCACUGCUGUUCAGCGUGUCAGCACCAUUGUGUCCUUCAGGUCCUCAAAUCUAGUGGCUGCAGGACUGGCUGCCAUCUUGACUAGAAUAAAGCAAAACCGGAAUUUGAGGACAUUAAGGAUCACUGUAGGUGUGGAUGGGACAGUGUACAAGACCCACCCACAGUAUCCUAAACGUCUCCAUAAAGUUGUGCGCCGUUUGCUUCCUGAGUGCCAUGUCAGAUUCAUCUUGUCAGACAGCGGCAGCAGCAAAGGAGCUGCCUUAGUAACAGCAGUCGCCCGACGACUGGCAUCACAGAAGCGAAAGUUGGAUGAGUCACUGUCUCCCCUCAGUCUGAGCCACGAGCAGCUCCAGCUGGUGAAGGCCAGGAUGAGGGCGGGGCUGGAGGCAGGGCUGAAGAGAAAAGGCCCCACUGCAAUUAAGAUGUUGCCUUCCUUUGUGUACCGUACACCUGAUGGCACAGAGCAUGGAAAAUACAUCGCCCUGGAUCUGGGAGGAACCAACUUCAGAGCGUUGCUGGUGAACCUUAAAAAAGGUCUACAACAGAACUCACAAGUCUACCAUAAGAUCUACACCAUACCACAGGAGAUAAUGCAGGGAACUGGAGAAGAGUUGUUUGAUAACAUCGCAGAGUUUAUUAGUGACUUCCUGGACUACAUGGGGAUGAAAAAGGCUCAUCUUCCCGCGGGCUUCACCUUCUCUUUCCCCUGCGAGCAGACGGCCAUUGACACGGGCACACUGGUGAGCUGGACCAAGGGCUUCAAGGCCACCAACUGUGAGGGACAUGAUGUUGUUACCAUGCUGCGGGAGGCCAUCAAGAGACGCAAUGAGUUUGACUUGGAUAUAGCAGCUGUAGUCAAUGACACAGUUGGGACCAUGAUGAGCUGCGCCUAUGAAGACCCUCUGUGUGAAAUUGGAAUGAUUGCUGGAACUGGCACUAAUGUUUGUUACAUGGAGGAACUGAAGAACAUUGAGAAAACUGAACAAAAGAAAGGACAAAUGGAAAGAGGAGAGGGGAUGCCUGAAGGAGAGGGGGAUAAGGAGGACGAUGGGACGGAGGGAGAUGCCGAGACACAAAAGAUGUGUAUAAACACAGAGUGGGGAGGUCUGGGUGAUGAUGGCUCUCUGGAUGAUAUCAUCACAUUUUAUGAUGUUGAAGUUGACCAAAACUCACUGAACCCUGGAAAACAAAGGUUUGAAAAGCUGACCAGCGGGAUGUACUUAGGUGAAGUUGUCCGCAAAGUUUUACUGGAUUUAACCAGAGGAGGUUUGCUGUUCAGAGGACACGUCACUGAAACUUUAAAAACACCUGGAAUAUUCGAAACCAAAUACCUGUCGGAAAUAGAGAGUGACCGCCUGGCUCUACUGCAGGUCAGAUCUAUUCUCCAGGGCCUGGGGCUCGACAGCACCUGUGAUGACAGCAUCAUUGUAAAACAGGUAUGUGGAGCAGUGUCACGUCGUGCAGCUCAGCUGUGUGGGGCAGGAAUGGCGGCCGUGGUCGAUAAGAUCAGAGAGAACCGAGGACUGGACCAUCUCAACAUCACUGUAGGGGUAGAUGGGGCACUCUACAAACUACAUCCACAUUUCUCUGGAGUCCUCCAAGAGACUGCCAGAGUUUUGGCUCCCCAGUGUAACGUGACCUUCCUCCCAUCAGAGGAGGGCAGCGGGAAGGGUGCCGCCCUCAUCACAGCUGUGGUCAGGCAGAAGGAGGAGAUGUAACUUGACACGACUGAAAAAAUGAUGUAUCAAAGUUUGUUUUGUUUUGUUUUGUUUUUUCUAACUUUUUGUCAUUUUUCUUGCAACUGGAGUGUAAGAUUGUGCACUGUGCACUGGUACUCAUGUCACUGCUAACGUCCUCUGUUGGUCUGGGAGAACUUCAGACUGUUAUUUGUUGUCUCUGAAACAAAUAGAUUCACCAGCCACUACUUUUGUCCUGACAACAAGGAGCUUCGCAUGCAGGUUCUCAAUCCCUAACAGGCUUCCCACCAGCAAACACAACUAUUUGUGCUAUCGUGCAAAGACGGAAGUACUGAUGCCAGAGAUUUAGAUUUUUGUCCCUUAAAAUGUUUAAAGAAGCAGAUUUCAAUUACUGGAUUUUUACAAAAUCACAAUAAAACUUGUUAACCUGCUUCUCUGUUCAGAGAAAACGUUGUUGGCUCUGUAUCAGAGAUGAACUACACAAUUCCAAAUUUCAAUAUAAAUGUAUGACUGGCAUAGCAAAUAUAUUUGGUUCUUCAUCCAUGUUUGAUACUUGACGGCGUUAAACCAAAGCUUUUCACUUUCUAAUCAUUAACAAGUCAGCCGCGGGAUAAGUGUCACCCACAGCUGCAUGGUCACAUGCUAAUGUUAGCCAUGCACUGAUUACACUCCUGCCUCUGAUAUCAGAGCUGAGUACUUAGUAAGUAAGAAAGUAAGGGAGUAAGACAGGCUUCAGUUGUCAAAAUGUGAUCAUACUGUACUUAUGUUGUAACUCUAUGAAGAUAAGAACUGAACAGUCUCUUCCCUUCUGUUCAAAUACUCACACAUUGCAAUGUGUUCUCCUUCGCGGAAUGUGCUUGUAAUCCUCCUGUGUGUCCACCAAUGCUGCCGUGUUUGAAGUUUUUAUGUUCAGCUUUUACACUGCAGUAAUUUGUAUCAGUGAUUUGGUUAAUAAGUUCUUCACUUCUUUGAACCAGAUGAAAAUAAUUAAUUUUUUUUUUUAAUAUUUGAUGUCAAUCUAUUUAGAAAAUGUGGUACAUGUUGUAUAAAUGAGAGACAAAGAGAAGGUGUGUGUGUGUGUGUGUGUGUGUGUGUUAGUCAGCAGUACUUCAGUAUUGAUGAAGGGCAGGAGGAGGAUAGGAAUGCCGCUGACCACAUUUCCCAACAAUAAAAACAACUAAUGCUCUGUUCAGUCAUUCUGGACUGACCCCGUGUCCUUGUGAUCGCCUGUCUGUCUGUCUGUCUGUCUCUCUGCUCUCUGUCUUAGCAUCUGUGCCAUUUUGGUCAUUCGGUCUGUGUCCUUUAUCUGGCUGGCUGGAUCCUUGCCCAUCUGCCUAUGUCUUUAUCUGUCGAUCUGCUUGGCACAUUCUAAAAUAACAGUACAGGCGAGUUUCAGACAUUCAUUCUGUUACAAG